CUUCUUCUCCUCUCUCUCUCUCUCUCUCUCUCUCUCUCUCUCUCUCUCUCUCUCUCCUCACCCACUUCAUAAAGACCUGCAAUAUUACCCCCCUCCCACUCCUCUCAUCCCACCUCUUUUUUUCUGAUCUCUCUCCAGUUGUUGAAACUGAUAAUGGCAAAACCAUUGUAAUUUUGUAAAUAGAUCAGAGGAAAAAGAAACCAUUCUUCUCUAAUAGCUGGGUGUUUUUCUUGGGGAUAAUGGAGUUGAAAGCAGCAGAUGUAGCGGAAGUUCAACAAAUACAGCAACAUUUCCAUGUGUUGGCUGUCGAUGAUAGCCUUAUAGACAGAAAACUUUUGGAAAAGCUCCUAAGAAUUUCUUCAUGCGAAGCAGUGACCUGCGUGGAGUCUGGAGACAAAGCUCUUAGAUACCUGGGUCUGCUUGAUGACCUUGACAAAUUUUCUUCCUCUGCUGCUUCAUUUUCUUCCCCACAACUCUCCCACCAACAGGAAGUCAAAGUCAACUUAAUCAUGACAGACUACUGUAUGCCUGGGAUGACUGGUUAUGAUCUACUCAAACGACUCAAGGGAUCUUCUUGGAAAGAUAUUCCUGUUGUUGUCAUGUCAUCGGAGAAUGAACCUUCAAGAAUCCACAUGUGCUUGGAAGAAGGAGCAGAGGAAUUCCUUUUGAAGCCUCUUCAACUAUCAGACGUGAAGAAGCUCGAGCCUCACCUUCAGAGGUCCCUCAGCCGUUCAUCUACUGAAAUAAAGGAAGAAGAAACCGUCGAAAUCGGAAUCACUAAUUCCGACGCCAUUGACGACGAAAACAGCACGAAAGAAGAAAAUAACAAAAACGACAAUAACAAUACCUUCAGCAAGAGAAAAGCCGCGAAUCCAGAGCCAUCUGAAAGACGACCAAAACUGAAAGAACUGCAAGCUGCAGUAUAAGAAAAAUGGUGCAAAGGCAUCCGCCAUUGGCACAGAAUACAGAUACGAUUUCGUCGAACACCUUCGCUGCGAUAAUAUUCUCGAGUUUCUGCGGCAUUAUACGGAGAAGUUUCCAGGUCGUAAAGAGGAAAUUGGAGAUGUAAAAUGGUUUGUAUACCGUCGUCGUCCUUGAUAAUGUCUGGUUUGUGGAUCGAGAUUGAAGAAUCUCCUGCAAUGGGACGUUUUCGAGGGAAAUCAAUCUAGGGUUUACAACUCGGAUUAAAAUAUCAAAUGAAGUUUCCUUUUUGUCUUU
Messenger RNA from Cucurbita moschata (crookneck pumpkin), 1218 nucleotides. RefSeq names its product two-component response regulator ARR17-like. NCBI's taxonomy places the organism in Eukaryota, Viridiplantae, Streptophyta, Magnoliopsida, Cucurbitales, Cucurbitaceae. Gene Ontology annotation, biological process: phosphorelay signal transduction system; cytokinin-activated signaling pathway. The coding region runs from base 240 to 926 and encodes 228 amino acids. The record is from RefSeq and is a predicted model, not a curated record. The transcript is spliced from 5 exons.